GCAGUUGUCAAGCAUUCUGAUGUCCCACUCACUCGAGCUGAGGACCGCUUCGAACACCAUCGUCUGCGUUAUGGCUAACAUCGACAACAUAUCUGCACCACUGGCUUUCAUAUCGUACCUGCUCGCUGAGCAUCCAGAAGUACAGGACAAAGUUCGAGCAGAAGUUCAAGCCCUACUCGACAAAGACGGGGAACUCACAUACGAUGGCCUAGGAGAACUCACGUACUUGGGACAAGUGCUGUCAGAAUCCCUGAGACUCUAUCCUCCACUUCCAGGCUCUGUACGCAGGUUAUGUGAAGAGGACUACGAAUACAACGGUGUUCGCAUCCUGAAAGGCAUGAGUGUUUCCGUUCCCACUCUCGAAGUCCACCAAGAUCCAAUGCUGUGGCCAGAACCGAAAAAGUUUGACCCUGAACGAUUCAGCAAGGCGAACAAGGGCAACAUACAUCCCAUGUCAUACUUCCCGUACGGACUCGGACCGCGUACGUGCAUUGCAGCUGCGCUCUCACGGGUCGAGUUCAUCGUCACAAUCGCACUUCUUGUGACGCGGUACAAGUUACUACCCAGCGGCAAGUACAAAGAUGAGCCGCCAUUGUACGCUGCAGGGGCAUUACUGGGUUAUCCAAAGGAAGGUGUAUGGGUCAAACUGCAAAUGCUUUAAGCACAUGGAAAGAUACCAAAAGGAAAAGGUGGAUCCACCUCAUUUUGUUUAUGACUGGCGACUUCUUUUAUGUCAUUGUCGUUGAUUGUUUCUGUUUUAACAGCGUGAUACACUCGUAACUCGCCACAUGCGCGCGUGAGCUCGAUUUCAUUGCUUAUGUUCUUGGGCCUCCAGACUGCAAUCGC
This is a messenger RNA of Dermacentor silvarum, 846 nucleotides long. Its product is annotated as cytochrome P450 3A19-like. The record is from RefSeq and is a predicted model, not a curated record. NCBI's taxonomy places the organism in Eukaryota, Metazoa, Arthropoda, Arachnida, Ixodida, Ixodidae. Bases 20 to 661 code for a protein of 213 amino acids. Gene Ontology annotation, molecular function: oxidoreductase activity, acting on paired donors, with incorporation or reduction of molecular oxygen; heme binding; iron ion binding. The transcript has 6 exons.